AUGAAGGUGGGAGAAAUAGUCAAUGACUACUUUGCAAGGGUGCUCACAGUAGCCAACAAGAUGAGAAUCCAUGGAGAAAGGAUGAGUGAUGUAGUGGUGAUUGAAAAGAUCCUAAGGUCAAUGACACAAAAAUUUGACUAUGUGGUUUGUUCCAUUGAAGAAUCUAACGAGAUAGCUGAACUCUCAAUUGAUGAAUUGCAAAGCAGUUUGCUUGUGCAUGAGCAAAAAAUUAUUGUCCAUGUAAUGGAGGAACAAGUUCUGAAAGUGAGUCAACAAAAUAACUCACCUACGAGAGGAAGGGGUCAUGGAGGCUACAGAAGUCGUGGAAGCGGAAGAGGGAGAAAAGGAUCAUUUGAUAAGUCGACUAUUGAGUUUGAAGAAGAAAUGGUACUCAUGUCUUAUGUAAAUAUGCAAGAAGAUACCACCAACAAGCUAUGGUAUCUUGAUUCUGGAUGCAAUAACCACAUGAGUGGAGACAAGAAGCUUUUUGCAACACUUGAUGAAACAUUCAUAGAGAAGGUGAAGUUGGGAGACAAUUCUAGCCUAUGUGUCAAAGGGAGAGGAAACAUCAACAUUAAAUCUGAGGAUAUAAUUGGUUUUAAGAAGUUUAAAGCUAUAGUUGAGAAAGAAGCUGGGGUGUUUAUUAAAGUAUUACGUACUGAUCGUGGAGGAGAAUUCACUUCACAUAAAUUCACCACCUUUUGUGAGGAGAAUGGUGUUCAUGGACAGUUAACUACAGCUUACACUCCUCAGCAAAAUGGGCUAAGAAGCAAACUUGAUGACAAGAGUGUGCCAUGUGUUAUGCUUGGGAUUAGUGAUGAGUCCAAGGCUUACAAGUUGUAUAAUCUAGCUACCAAGAGGAUCAUAGUCAGCAUAGAUACAGAUGAAGGAGUUGAAGAGAUAGUUGCGAAUCUUGAAAGGAAUGAGGAGAAUUCAGCUGGUAGACACUAA
Messenger RNA from Prunus armeniaca (apricot), 951 nucleotides. The record is from the annotation of a GenBank genome assembly. Lineage: Eukaryota; Viridiplantae; Streptophyta; Magnoliopsida; Rosales; Rosaceae.